Messenger RNA from Arabidopsis lyrata subsp. lyrata, 1584 nucleotides. Its product is annotated as 3-epi-6-deoxocathasterone 23-monooxygenase. Gene Ontology annotation, biological process: brassinosteroid homeostasis; brassinosteroid biosynthetic process; multicellular organism development. Gene Ontology annotation, molecular function: heme binding; iron ion binding; oxidoreductase activity, acting on paired donors, with incorporation or reduction of molecular oxygen, NAD(P)H as one donor, and incorporation of one atom of oxygen. The transcript has 7 exons. The record is from RefSeq and is a predicted model, not a curated record. Lineage: Eukaryota; Viridiplantae; Streptophyta; Magnoliopsida; Brassicales; Brassicaceae. The annotation marks the transcript as partial.
AUCGUCAUCUUCUACAAGAUCAACGUUCUCAGAUCAUCCCCAGCUACGAUAAUACUUAAAGAGUAUCAGGUUAUUUCUCACAUUCCCGGACCAAGUUUUCCACAAGGAAGCUUGGGAUGGCCUGUCAUCGGUGAAACCAUCGAGUUCGUCUCUUCUGCUUACUCAGACCAUCCUGAGAGUUUCAUGGACAAGCGACGAGUCAUGUAUGGGAGAGUCUUUAAGUCGCAUAUAUUUGGAACGGCGACGAUCGUAUCGACGGAUGCUGAAGUGAACAGAGCCGUUUUACAGAGCGACUCGACGGCUUUCGUGCCGUUUUACCCGAAAACGGUGAGGGAGCUAAUGGGAAAAUCGUCGAUACUUCUGAUCAACGGGAGUUUACAUAGAAGGUUCCAUGGACUAGUCGGUUCUUUCUUAAAGUCACCACUUCUCAAAGCUCAAAUCGUUAGAGACAUGCACAGGUUUUUGUCUGAAUCCAUGGAUCUAUGGUCCGAGGACCAACCAGUUCUCCUCCAAGACGUCUCCAAGACUGUUGCAUUCAAAGUACUUGCCAAGGCAUUGAUAAGUGUAGAGAAAGGAGAAGAGUUAGAAGAGUUAAAGAAAGAGUUUGAAAAUUUCAUAUCAGGACUCAUGUCAUUACCAAUUAACUUCCCUGGAACCCAACUUCAUAGAUCUCUCCAAGCUAAGAAGAAUAUGGUGAAGCAAGUUGAAAGAAUCAUAGAAGGCAAAAUUAGGAGUGCAAAGAACAAAGAAGAAGAUGGUACUGUGAUUGCUAAGGAUGUUGUGGAUGUGUUGCUUAAGGACUCAAGUGAAUAUUUAACUCACAAUUUGAUUGCUAACAAUAUGAUUGACAUGAUGAUCCCUGGCCACGAUUCUGUCCCCGUCCUCAUCACCCUCGCCGUCAAAUUCCUCUCUGAUUCUCCCGCUGCCCUCAAUCUCCUAACGGAAGAAAACAUGAAGCUGAAAAGUUUGAAGGAAUUGACAGGAGAGCCACUAUAUUGGAAUGACUAUUUGUCGUUACCUUUUACACAAAAGGUCAUUACAGAGACACUGAGAAUGGGAAAUGUUAUAAUUGGAGUGAUGAGAAAGGCGAUGAAAGAUGUUGAAAUAAAAGGAUAUGUGAUACCAAAAGGAUGGUGCUUCUUGGCCUAUCUCAGAUCAGUCCAUCUUGAUAAACUUUACUACGACUCUCCCUACAAAUUUAAUCCCUGGAGAUGGCAAGAAAGGGACAUGAACACGAGUAGUUUCAGUCCUUUUGGAGGUGGUCAGAGAUUGUGCCCUGGUCUCGAUUUGGCUCGUCUUGAAGCUUCAAUCUUUCUUCACCACCUUGUCACUCGCUUCAGAUGGAUAGCAGAAGAAGAUACAAUCAUAAAUUUUCCAACGGUGCAUAUGAAGAACAAAUUACCCAUUUGGAUCAAAAGAAUAUAAAUCAUUUUUCUUAAGUGAAAAAUGGAGAAUCAAUUUUGCAUUAUCAAACUCAAAAAAAGGUUAAAGAAGUCACACGAGUGUUUUGAGAGUGGGAAGUGAAAAAGAUAGUGAGACAGAACAGAUAGGAAAAAAAAGACAACAUGAUGGAGUUGGGAGACA